AUGGCCUCCCCUAGUGUUCUCACCUUUGACGCUGAGGGUCGGGCAGUUGACUUUGAGGUCUGGGUAGAUGAUCUGCAACUUUUCCUACAGUGCGAUAGGGCAGACGGGCUCUCCUUGUUUGACCUCACUUUUGGUGCCUCUCCUGCCCCUGCUGCUGAUGCUGACGCCACUGUUCGCUCACAGUGGGCCACGCGUGAUGCUGCUGCUCGCCUUGCUGUGCGCCGCCACUUACCGACCACUGAGCGUGCACACUUUAGCCAGUACAAGAGUGCUCAGACCUUUCGGUCGGCGCUGCGUCUGCCCCGAGCGGGAGACGCCGCACCGGCAAGGGCAAGGGGGGCAAGGGCACUAGAGGGGCUGGCGGGGGCGGUGGAGGUGGUGGUGGAGGCAGUGGAGGGAGUGGGGGUGGUGGUGGGAGUGGUGCCGGGGGUGGUGGCGGCGGCGGCAGCAGUGGAGGCGGCGGAGGCGGCGGUGGUGGCGGAGGGAGCGGAGGCGGCGGAGGUGACGGAGGAGGCGGAGGUGGAGGAGGCUGCGGAGGCGGCGGUGGCGGCGGAGGCGAUGGUGGAGCGGGUCGCGACUCCGCGCAGAGGAGUGGCUCAGGUGGUGGUCCGCGCCAGCAGCAGUGGAGUGGUGUGA
Molecule: messenger RNA, 636 nt
Organism: Closterium sp. NIES-65
Lineage: Eukaryota; Viridiplantae; Streptophyta; Zygnematophyceae; Desmidiales; Closteriaceae
Source: the annotation of a GenBank genome assembly